This is a messenger RNA of Acanthosepion pharaonis, 2055 nucleotides long. The record is from the annotation of a GenBank genome assembly. Lineage: Eukaryota; Metazoa; Mollusca; Cephalopoda; Sepiida; Sepiidae.
AUGGCUUCAUCCAUAUCUAUCUAUCUAUCUAUCUAUCUAUCUAUCUAUCUAUCUAUCUAUAUUUCUUAUGUUGUUUCCCAGGCCGCAACCCAGACCUGGCGAGGAGUUUUUGCGCUAGAGCAACAGGGCUUCCUCCCAAUCCAUUUCAAUGCUAAUGCCGGCAAACGGUUAACGGCUUGUCGUUGUCGCACAAACCAAACGAGCAAACGCUUCAUUGCAGCUCCUUGCAUUCUCAUCGCUGGCAUCACCAUUUCUACAACCCUUCAAAUGGCUCCUACACGACGAACAUCCGCACGUCAGCAACUGAAGACCCCUAAUACCGUUAACGUUACACAUGCAGAACAGGCGACUGCGGAGGAGCACAUAAUAACUCCGGUUACAGAUGAUAAUAUAGCGUCUACUUCAACCUCUGCUUUGCACUCUUCUGAGUGCCGUGGUGAUGACCGACCCGGCAGCUUUGCUAAGCGUGCUAAAAUGCCAUGGCGAGGCCACAUUAGCAGGCGUUCUAAAAGAGCCUCUGCGGCAAAGAGAAAGCAGGAGGAGGAAGCCGAGGUAGAGGCCUCUUUGAAGCUUUCCAGUCAAUCCCAACGGAGGCAGUAUAUUUGGUCACAUGAAACGCUUGGUGAGCGUAACUACCGUUUGUACUGCAAAUCAGUUUACACAUAUUCGUUGAAAAGUAAGAGGAAACUACCUAAACGCUUGCAAGACAACAAAAAAGCGGCUUCAUCACCAGCGCUUUUGCGGUCUCGACAGAGCCAGCAUCGAAAAUCUACUCGCAAUGCAGCCGACGCCGCAGCAAUAUCCAUUCGACGGUCCCAGGAGACCACGGGUGAGAAAACCGCACGUAACACAGCGAAAUCUGCGGCAACGUCCAUUCGACGGUCCCUGGAAUCCAUGGCUGAGAAAACCGCACGUCAUGCAGCCGACGCCGCUGUAAUUUCUGCUGCAAGGGCGUCGGAAAGUUCCGCGCAAAUGCGCACAAGGUGGCAACGCGAUGCAAUUUCAACUUCCGCUGCUAGAGCUAUAACCUCUUUUGAUGGUAAUGUCUUCCGCGAAGUCGGUUGGAAUCCCACCUUCAAGGGUCAAGGUCAUGUUUACCACCGGAUUGGGUCUCUUUUGCCGGAAACCGCCACUGAUUCGGCCUUUCUACAAAUAUACUUCAUAGCUGACUACAAUCAACAGGCAGAUGCUCCCAUGGCCAUUAUUCCCGAGAACGAUACAGGCCAGGACAAUCAUACUCGCAAGGAUAUCAUAAUGAUUCUCCAACAAAUGCUCCACGACACAAACAGCUAUGUCCGCAGUUUUAAGUAUGCUCUCGAAAAUAACACUUCUUCUGAUUUCAUUAUUGUAAUUGAUGCUGACAAUCGGCCUCAGGGAGAGCACGAACGUCGUUACAAUGCUCCCGCAAGUAACGAAGUUUCCGUCAUUGUCAGCGGUGAUCAGCACAACAGACCUGACAUUGUUAUCGAAUCGCGCGGCAGUGGGCUCCGAAGAAUGAGUGAAACGCACCGGUCCUACGAUGCCCUGCAAUACCCACUUCUCUUCCGUUACGGAGAAGAUGGACUGAAUCAAACCAAGUUGCGCUGCGACUCUUCCAUUCACCUCCGUGAUGCUUUACGAAAUGACGCUGAUCCACGCAAUAUAGGCAAGAUGUGCAUACUACCUGCAACGUUCACAGGCAGUCCACGAUACAUGAACGCGAGGACGCAAGACGCGAUGACAUGCGUUCGUAAGUACGGCCGACCAGACCUAUUCAUAACUUUCACGUGUAACCCAAAAUGGCAGGAAGGUUCCGUAGAAGAAAUCCAGGAAUUCCUUGCAGGGCCCUUUAUUAGCAGCACAGAGGGCCCUUGGCACAUAUUCAGCUUCCCCAUCCACAAACGCUUCCCAGCAAUCGUGCAGCUUUCUGUGCACCUAGAAAACGACGAACUUCGUUAUUUUUCUGCGGAUACAGCAAUGGAUGUGGCUGCGCGUACCAAAGACACAACGCAUAUACGACAGGACGAGUUUGCUAGGACUCUACUGUACCCAGACGUGCCUUCAUACUACGUGUGA